Colias croceus (clouded yellow) is the source of this 386-nucleotide messenger RNA. RefSeq lists its product as uncharacterized. NCBI's taxonomy places the organism in Eukaryota, Metazoa, Arthropoda, Insecta, Lepidoptera, Pieridae. Bases 78 to 311 code for a protein of 77 amino acids. The record is from RefSeq and is a predicted model, not a curated record. The transcript is spliced from 3 exons.
UUUUUUAAUCUAUACUUUUUAAUCUAUUGUCUAUAGCUUCUGUCGUUUUCAAUCAGAAGAAAAGCUGAUCAGCCAGAAUGUCGGACGCUCCAGGCCGCCCUAUGAAGUACCCCUACACCUUCAGCGCUAAGCUGGCGCAAUUCCCUAUGAAGUUCUACUUCCAGAAUCAAUGGAUCUGGCGCUACUGGCUCGCCGGUGGAGUUGUGUUGUCUAUCCCCAUCAUCUACAAGAUCCACAAAUUAGCCAACUCUCCUGAGAAUGUCGCCAUCUGGGCCGAAAAGAGGAAGAAGGAAGCCCAGGCACACCACUAACUGUAGAUAUAAGAUAUCGUCAAAUCAUGUUGCAAUUUAUUUAUAAGCAUAAAAUAAAAGCAAGUCUUAGUUGAA